Molecule: messenger RNA, 4480 nt
Organism: Seriola aureovittata
Lineage: Eukaryota; Metazoa; Chordata; Actinopteri; Carangiformes; Carangidae
Gene: itga5
Product: integrin, alpha 5 (fibronectin receptor, alpha polypeptide)
Exons: 30
Coding region: 236-3415 (1059 amino acids)
Biological process (GO): integrin-mediated signaling pathway; angiogenesis; cell adhesion mediated by integrin
Cellular component (GO): integrin complex; external side of plasma membrane
Molecular function (GO): integrin binding
Source: RefSeq, a predicted model, not a curated record
UGGGCCUUGGGAGAGGCAGAGAGAGAGAGAAGCACGGAGCGGAGUGAGGAAGCUGAGAGGAGCUGACGGAGCAUUAAUGAGAUAUUGGCCGGUUAGAGUUACAGGGAUGCAGUUUUAGCCGUAUGCCGCAACUGUUUUCAGGCUUGAUCUGCUGAUUUGAAAAAAAAAGCGCGGAAACUGGGACAUUUUUCACCAGUGAAAAGAAACUUUAGUGGAUUAAUUUAUUCUCCAAAAAAUGGGAUUUGGACGGUUUUGCGUAAAGACGCCGAGGAUGGUGGCCCCUCUCGCCCGCUCACUCUUUUGUAUCAUCGGGCUGUUACUCACUUUUUCUCAGCCUGUCUGCGAGGCGUUCAACUUGGACGUGGAGAAUCCAACUGUUUACAGCGGACCCAAAGGGAGCUACUUCGGAUAUGCUGUUGACUUUUAUUUGGCUGAUUCUGCCAGUGCAAGUGUGGUGAUAGGAGCUCCCAAGGCUGACACCAGGCAGGUCAAUGUUGCACAGGGAGGAUCUGUAUUCUACUGCCCAUGGAGCCUCAGCCAAUCAGACUGUCACACCAUUGAGUUUGAUAUUGAAGGGGAUCGCACUGUUUCACUCAAUGACACAGAACACCAGGUUGAUUUCAAGUCCCACCAAUGGUUCGGCGCCACCGUGCGUUCCCACGGUGACACAAUUCUGGCCUGCGCCCCUCUCUACUCUUGGCGGACUGAAAAAGACAUCCCCCAUUCUGACGCUACGGGAACCUGCUACCUCUCAGUCCACAAUUUCACCAAAUUUGUGGAGUAUGCUCCCUGCCGCACAGAGAUCAGUGAGGCGAGCGGACAGGGAUACUGUCAGGGAGGAUUCAGCGCCGACUUCACAACGGAUGGCAAAGUGGUAUUGGGAGGGCCGGGCAGCUACUUCUGGCAAGGUCAGGUGAUCUCUGCAGCUACGGAGGACAUCAUCAAAGCGUACUACCCAGGCUAUUUUAUGCAGUCUGUGGAGGGCCAGAUCCAGACCAAACAGGUCAAGGCUGAACAUGAUGACAGCUACCAAGGCUACUCCGUUGCUGCUGGGGAGUUCAGUGGUGAUCAGGUAGAAGAUUUUGUGGCUGGUGUCCCGAAAGGACUCAUGCUUUAUGGUUCGGUGUCUAUUCUGAAUGGUACAGAUCUGAAGACCAUGAUUAACUACACUGGCGAGCAGAUGGGAUCAUAUUUUGGCUACGCAGUGGCGACAACUGACAUCAACAGUGAUGGGAUGGCUGACCUGCUGGUGGGAGCUCCCAUGUUCAUGGUCCGUGGCUCUGAUGGGCGCCUGGAAGAGAUGGGCCGGGUCUAUGUUUACCUACAGCGUGGCCCCCUGCACCUGGAGCUCCGCCUACCUCACCUCACAGGCACCGAGGCAUUUGGGAGGUUCGGCAGCACCAUUGCACCACUGGGAGAUCUGAACCAGGAUGGUUUCAAUGACGUGGCUGUCAGCUGUCCAUUUGGGGGGGAGGACCGACAGGGACUGGUCUACAUCUAUAAUGGGUACUCAGAAGGACUCAGGGAGAAGCCGUCUCAGGUGAUCACUGGCCAGUGGGCGGCUGGGACUAUUCCUGCCAGCUUUGGAUUUGCCCUCAGAGGUGCUAAGGACCUGGAUUUGAACGGAUACCCAGAUCUUAUUGUUGGUGCCUUUGGUGUGAAUAAAGCAGUUCUCUACAGAUCUCGCCCGAUAGUUAACACCAGUGCCUCUCUUACAAUUUACCCCACCAUGAUAAACCCUGAAGAGAAGAACUGCAUGGUCACCAGUGGAAACACCAGCAUUCCCGUUUCCUGUGUCAACCUGAGUUUCUGCAUAUCUGCUGAUGGCAAGCACCUUCCAGGCAUCCUAGAUUUCCAGGUGGAGUUGCAGCUUGAUAGUCACAAGCACAAGCAGAAAGGUGCAGUGAAGAGGGCUCUGUUCUUGGAUUCCCAGCAGCCCUUGUUGCAGCGGAGUGUGCGGGUUCGCCAUGGCGAGCGCGUGUGCAACCACACAAAGAUCUACCUAAGGGAUGAGAAGGACUUCAGGGAUAAACUCUCCUCCAUUUAUGUGGCCUUGAACUUCAGCCUGGAUCCAAAAGCUGCAGCCGACUCCCGCGGCCUGCGACCCAUCCUCAACUAUCAGACCACCAACGUAAUUGAGCAGAAGGCUCAGAUUCUGCUCGACUGCGGAGAGGACAAUAUCUGUGUUCCUGAUUUGAAGCUGGCAGUCCACGGGGACAGGAAGGAGGUCUACCUGGGUGAUGACAACUCGCUGACCUUGACUUUUAACGCCAAGAAUGAGGGAGAGGGAGGGGCGUACGAAGCGGAGCUGUAUGUGGUGCUGCCCCCUGAAGCUGACUACAGCGGUAUUGCCCGCAAUAAUGAGAGCCUGACGCAGCUGACCUGCAGCUAUGAGACAGAGAACCAGACUCGAUACCUCAGCUGUGAUUUGGGCAACCCGAUGAAGUCUGGAACCAGUCUGUGGGCAGGACUGCGCUUCACGGUGCCACGGCUGAAGGACACACACAAAACUGUUCAGUUUGACCUGCAGAUCCGCAGUAAAAAUGAGAAUAACUCCCACAGUGAGGUUGUGCCCUACAAGCUGGAGGUAGUCGUUCAGGCUGAUGUCAUUCUGCAGGGUGUGUCCCGACCAGAUAAGGUCUUCUUCCCGCCGGCCAACUGGAAGGUGACCAAAAACUAUGGGGUGGAGCAGGACGUUGGGCCUGCAGUGGAACAUAUCUAUGAGCUGGUGAACAACGGACCCAGUCAGAUCAGCCACACCCUCCUCGAGCUGCGCUGCCCCCUCAGUGUCCAGGGUCACUCUCUCCUUUACCCCCUGGAGUUCUCCACAGAAGGCCUCAUCAACUGCACCGCCGACAAAAACAUGAACCACCUACGCCUAAAACUCCAGCACACGUCCACAGAACCACCUAUCCUGGCGCUGAAGGCCCAUGACCACCGUGUGGAGAGGAGGGACGCCCACAGGAAUCAGCUCACUCAUUUGACUAACCUGUCCUGCUCUAACGUGGAGUGCUGGUCGCUCCAGUGCAAAGUGGGUCUUCUGGAGAAAGGGACCACUGCUAUCCUCAAAGUGCGCUCCCGCGUCUGGGCCGAGACCUUCAUUGAGAGGGCCUAUAAGCAUUACGUGCUGGAGUGCUUGGCCAGAUACAGCGUGGAGAAGAUGCCUUACGCCAUCCUACCUAAACACUCACCCAGCGGAUUCAAAAAGGUGGUGACCCCAGUGGUGUGGAACAAGCCAGAUAUCGAGAACACGGUUCCCCUGUGGAUCAUCAUCUUGGCCAUUCUGGCUGGUUUACUGCUUCUGGCUUUACUCAUCUACGUUCUGUACAAGUUUGACUUCUUCAAGCGAUCUGUACCGUACGGCACUGCCAUGGAGAAAGCACAAUUAAAACCACAGGCUGCCUCUGAGGCCUAGAUGAGCACCAGAGUUACCAGAACCGCAGUACCUGGCCAUAUGAUUGCAACAGAGAAACACAAUGGAACAUGUAGAGUGGAUCAGAGAGCAGUUGAAGGGUUAGACGAAAGAGAGAGACCACUGGAACUCCACUGUGCUGCACUAGAAGACAAAAAAAAAAAAAAAAUCCAAAGAGCUUCAAUCCAGAUGAAUGUUUUUUUUUUUUCUUUUUUAAUUUAUGUUUGUUGGCAGGUUGGGGAAUGUUACCAGAUAGAACUUUCAUUUUUAUGGAUUCAUGUGAUGGAGAGUUCAGUAAUACCCAUUUCACUGCCUUAUUAUUGGUGCUAAUGAUCUGAAGUGUUCACGGCCUCUGAUAGGAUAUGGCCACAUGUAGCUUGUGCCAGGAUCUGUGAAUUACACUGCAUGCUGAGGCCUGAAAGUUUUCUUCUGAUAUGUCCAGAACACAUAUUUUUAUUGACAGAAGAUCACUAAAACAUCAACCAGUCCACAGCGAAGGCAAUAUUGCAUGCCUGUUUGCUGAAACUAAAUCUGUCCAAAAAGUCUGUUUUAAAAAAAAUCUAUAUAUAUGUUUUUUUUUUUUUUUUUUUUUUUUUUUUAUACAUACAUCCAGACCUGUCUGAGGUGUUCCCCUGGUUCUUGCCCAUUGCAUGCUAGGAAUAGGGUCCAGCACCCCGCAACCCCGAACAGGAUAAGCGGGUAUUGAAAAUGCUUGGAUGGAUGUUUCUCAACUGAUGUUUCUCAACUGCCUCAGGAUGGUGGACAGCGCUGGGUUGAGUUGUUUUUUUGCACUCAAAGGAAAUCUACUGAUAUAUUUCCAAAGACACCGAAGACUUGACUGAUUGACCUUCCUUUGAGUUCUGAUUUCUGACUCCUACUGAUCACUUUGUUUAAAUCCUGUUUGUUCUAGUUCAGAGUUACCAACGCUGGCAUCGUCAUUGUUGUGUAGUCGUCGACUGGGAAUGGGACUGGAACCACCACAGACCUGUUGAAACCUCACGUUAGGCUUGAAGCAGUGUGGUGCUUCUGGCAAAGAAAAAAAAAAAAACAAAGAAAAAAAAAGAAAAA